Messenger RNA from Aspergillus novofumigatus IBT 16806, 632 nucleotides. Its product is annotated as mitochondrial 37S ribosomal protein uS19m. Gene Ontology annotation, biological process: translation; ribosomal small subunit assembly. NCBI's taxonomy places the organism in Eukaryota, Fungi, Ascomycota, Eurotiomycetes, Eurotiales, Aspergillaceae. Bases 25 to 291 code for a protein of 88 amino acids. Gene Ontology annotation, molecular function: RNA binding; structural constituent of ribosome. Gene Ontology annotation, cellular component: ribosome; cytosolic small ribosomal subunit. The record is from RefSeq and is a predicted model, not a curated record. The transcript is spliced from 3 exons.
UGUUGAGCAGCGUGUAUCGACAAGAUGUUUCCCACUCGUGCUCUGCUGGGGCGAUCCGUAUGGAAAGUCUCCCUCUCCCGCGAAAGCUUCCCCUCCUCCCGGCACACCCCGAUCAAGACACAGAAGCGCGGAGCCACAAUCCUGCCUAAUUUCGUCGGUUUGCGGUUCGCAGUGCACAAUGGGAAGACGUACCAGGAUGUGUUGAUCACAGAGGAUAUGGUGGGGAGGAAGCUGGGCGAAUAUGUUCCUACCCGCAAGCGGUUCACGUACAAGCAGUCCAAGAACAAAUAAGUGGUUCUGGCGGCGGUAUGGGGAUACCGUUCGAUGGUUCUUGUCGCUGCGUUUUCGAGACCUUGGCACUGGCGCUUACGGGUGUUGUUCCUGGGCGAGCAGCAUUAUGGGAUGGGAUCGUGAUUGGGACUGCUACGGCGGUUGUUCCAAAUGAUCAAGGCAGGGAAUGUCUACUGGAGGGUAACAGAUCUGGCUGCUCUGCGGUAUCGUCUCCCUGUCGAGGCUCUUCCGUCUUCUACUGGCGGGAUGUGUACAUCUACACAUAUCUGUAUUGUAAAAAUAGCGGUUACUGUGUUGGAGUUAUUUAGGUUUUGCGAAAGUCAAUAUUUUCAUUCUGGAUA